UUGCUUUCACUCCAGAAAGAGGUGACUUUCUUAGACAGACAUUGUUCUCCAAGCACCAUCUUCAGCACCAGAUGCUCCAUGGAGGGAUUCACCCACACCAGACCUUGCACCUUGCUCUCUGAAGGGCAGAACUGCAUAAGGAGCAUCUGUGUAACUGCUUGGGAUGUGUUGACUAAUUGGGAGGGGUCAUGCAGUGUUUGUUGCUGGGACAUCAAACAUGAUAAUUUAUACCUACCAGGCUUUAAAAUUGGCCUCCAUCCUUACCCCAGGUUAACAGUGGUCCAGCCCAAAUUCAGCCACUGGGUGGGCAUUGCUGUCCAAUGCUGUUGGCUAGAAGAGAAUGCUUGAAUGACUUUGGCACGGUGUGCUCCAGCCCUGCAGAGGGAAAGUUAAGAUUUUGUUCUGAAUAUUUGUCUCCACGGGGUGCCUGUUAGCUCUGUGUUUUUAUCUACAGGCAUAUAACCCCACAGUUCAUGACUGCAAUGCCAGGUGCCAGCACAGUUCCAGUGGAAAACCACCGUACUGAAGAAAUGGUAACCCGGUGCAUUGUGGAGGUUCUGUCCAAUGCUCUGUCUAAGCCAAAUGCACCUCCAAUUAAUCCUGAAUGCAAAGAAAUCCUGAAGAAGAGUGAUAAAAAUGACAGAGAGAGAAGUGAAAAUGAACAGCCUGAAGUGAGGCAUCCCCAAGACCCAGCAGAGACUGAAAAGCAUCCUUCUGGGAGCAUGGAAAAAGAACAAAGGCAGGCAGAAGAGGAAUCUAAAAAGUACAUGGAAGGAGGUGAUGAGGAGAAACUUGCUAAUGGGCAAGGUAAAAGCAAGGAGGAGGAUGCUGGACACCACACACCUGCUCAGGAUGAGACACUUCACAUGGAAGAAAAAAAGCACUACCAGGAAAUUAGGAGAGAGGAGGAGAGGAAUUACCACAGUGAAGAGGAAAGCAAAGAGGGCAAGUGCUGUGAGGAUGUAGAGGCUGCUGUUCUCACCAAGAAGUCCCACUCUGAGGGCAUGAGCAUGGAUGAGUUCCAUGGUGGGAAUGAUCAGAGCCCCAGGGGCCACUGGCACCUGGAGGAGGGAAUGCAGAGCCCUUCCAAACAAAUUCGGGGAGGUGAAGAGGGAGAGGAAGAAAGGAGUGAGAAAUACCACCACGAGUCUCAGGAGCGUGGUUUCUCCCAUCAGCAGGAGCAUGAAGAAUCUGAGGAGAGUGAAGAAAGAGAGGAGGGAAGGGAACACUUCAAAGCCAAAGGUUAUCAUGGGAAGCACAGGGCAGGUGACUCCUAUGAAGAGAAGAGGGGCCAUGGUGGAGAGAGGGGGGAACCAGCAGGGGGAUCACACCCAGGGGAGGCCAAUCUCUGGGAGCAGUGGAAGCACCGUCAGAAACAUCAGGAAGAGUCUGAGGAGAAGGGUGGCUCUCCUGGGAGGCGUGGGCCCGAGGAGCUGCAGGAGGAGAGGCCUGCAGAGCAGGGCAGUGAGGAGCACAGGGACAGCUGGCAGCAGAGCCAGGAGAGCAGGGAAGAGGAAAACAGGAGGCACCACCACAGCGAGGAGAGCAGUGAGAAGUGGCUUGAGGAGAGGAGGCAGCACGAUGGGGCCCACCAUUCUGGGGGGAGGAUGCACCUGGCUGAUGAAAACGAGGAGGAGCUGGCCAGGUACCUCAGCGAGGAGAAGCAGCGCCGUGCUGGAGGGAGAGCCCGCUUAGGGAACAGGCAACAGGAAGGGUCCCAGAAGGCUCGAGAGCACAAGGGGCAGGCCAGCAGGCACUACAGCACUGAGGACAGCCUGGAGGAGGAGGAGGAGGUGGAAAAGAAGCAUCGCAGCAGUGACCAGGUGGGAAAUGAAGAGGAGGAAAGGUUUGCAGAGGGAGAAGAGUACAGAGGCCAUCUCCCUGCAGAGAAAGAGAAGAGAACCGCAGCAUCCUACAGGCCUUUCUACCCACUGCUGUGGUGGAAAAGCCAGCACUUGGACAAAAGGGACAGUGCAGGGGAGCAGCUUCUGGAGGGCAAGGAGGAAGGCAGGCCUGCCCUGAGUGAGAAGAGCCUUUUCCCUGAAUACAAUGACUACGAGUGGUGGUCAGAAAAGCAAAUCCAGAGUGCUCUGAAGCACAGGCGCACCGAGAAGAGGAAUCCUGGUAAAACGAACAGAUACGAUGUGGAAAGGCAGUACAACAAGAUGGAUCAACUCGCACAACUUCUGAACUACAAGAAGAAGUCAGCUGAACUCCCAGGGCUGUACAGCUCUGGAGAAGACCUGAAGAAGCGUCACGUGGCUGGGAAUGACAGAAGGAGCCGAAGCCAGAGGCCCCUGACAGAAGAGGAGGAAAAGCAGCUGGAAAACCUGGCCACCAUGGAUCUGGAGCUGCAGAACAUAGCAGAGAAGAUCAACAGCCUCAGGAGAGGCUGAAUGUGUUCUGUGGUAAAGUCACUGCCACUGGAUUGUUGUUUGCCCUAAACCCAGGAAAUUCUAUUCACUGUCCACUCUUGUGUAGUGAUUUACACAGCUGAAAGUGUCUUUCAUUUGCUGUUAUGCUCCUGAGACCUGAAUGGCAUGAAUUUUAGUAACAUAACCUUUCAUGUGGGCAGGUAUUUUUAAUAUGCUUUUGGAGACAAUUGUGUUAGUGUUCUUCAGGAAUAUAGUUGUCUGAGUUUGCAAUAAUAAAAACCAUUGAUCUUGGACCAAA
Molecule: messenger RNA, 2673 nt
Organism: Motacilla alba alba
Lineage: Eukaryota; Metazoa; Chordata; Aves; Passeriformes; Motacillidae
Gene: CHGB
Product: chromogranin B
Exons: 5
Coding region: 474-2396 (640 amino acids)
Cellular component (GO): secretory granule
Source: RefSeq, a predicted model, not a curated record